This is a messenger RNA of Thunnus maccoyii (southern bluefin tuna), 3696 nucleotides long. Its product is annotated as glutamyl aminopeptidase. Gene Ontology annotation, molecular function: zinc ion binding; metalloaminopeptidase activity; peptide binding. The record is from RefSeq and is a predicted model, not a curated record. The transcript has 20 exons. The coding region runs from base 189 to 3050 and encodes 953 amino acids. Gene Ontology annotation, cellular component: cytoplasm. Gene Ontology annotation, biological process: proteolysis; peptide catabolic process. NCBI's taxonomy places the organism in Eukaryota, Metazoa, Chordata, Actinopteri, Scombriformes, Scombridae.
ACUUCUCCUCCUCUUUCUUCUCUCCACCCCUCAGCACCACAGAGGCAAGCUUUGGAUCAGCUCACACAGCUAAUCUAAAUACUGCAGGAGCCAAAGCCUGCAGCUCUGACUUCAGGUCAACAUUAGAGGCUUUUACCUGGAGACAGUUGUAUUUUAGUCCAGAGAAGUGUGGGGGCUUAGAAGUCGCCAUGGUUGACAGCAUGGACAUGGAGAAGCAGCAGAAGCGCUGCUGCAUCAGUGGCAAACAAGGAAUUAUCAUCGGUGUGACGGUGUUGGUGUGCUCUUUGGCAGUGGGCCUUGGGGUGGGCCUCUCUUUGCCUGACACCACCACCACACCAGCCCCCACAGCAGAGCCUACACAGCCCCCCUCAUCUGGCAGAGGGCCCUGUACGCCUUCCUCUGACUCCAGCGGGGACUGGAGGAAUUUCCGUCUGCCCCGCUACGUGAACCCGAUCCACUAUGACCUGCACCUGGAGCCAGACCUGGUCGACGACACCUACACGGGCACUGUGGAAAUCCACGUGGAAGUCAGCAAGCCUACCCGCCAUCUGUGGCUCCACAUCAGGGAGACAUUUGUCAGUGCCAUGCCCAGGCUGAGGAUGCUGGACAGCCAGGGGGGGCAGAAGGAGGUGUCUGUAAAAAGCUGCUUUGAGUACAACCCUCAGCAGUAUGUGGUGGUGGAGGCCACAGAGGAGCUGCCCAUCACUGGCCCAGGAGAGGUGUACGUGCUCAGUCUGGACUUCCAGGGGUGGCUGAAUGGCUCUGUUGUGGGAUUCUACAGGGUCAUCUACACUGAGCAGGGGGUCACCAAAAAGAUUGCUGCAACUGAUCAUGAGCCAACGGAUGCCCGCAAGUCAUUUCCAUGCUUCGAUGAACCCAACAAGAAGGCUACUUACAAAAUCUCCAUCACGCAUGAUGCUAACUAUAAUGCUCUGUCCAACAUGCCACCUGAGGGAAACCCUCAACAACUGCUUGGCAAUAAAGUGAGGACCUCCUUCCAGAAGUCCAUUCCAAUGAGUACCUAUUUGGUAUGUUUUGCUGUGCACCAGUUCAGCCAUGUGGAAAGAACAUCCGCCCGAGGAAUUCCUUUGAGAAUCUACGCCCAGCCAACUCAAUUAGACACCGCAAUCUAUGCUGCCAACGUGACCAAGGUCAUCUUUGAUUACUUUGAGGAAUACUUCAACAUGUCAUACUCCAUCUCAAAACUGGAUAAGAUAGCCAUCCCUGACUUUGGUACUGGUGCAAUGGAGAACUGGGGCCUCAUCACCUACAGGGAGACCAACCUGCUGUAUGAUGAGAAGCAGUCAUCCUCCUACAACAAGCAGCGAGUGGCCAGUGUUAUCGCCCAUGAGCUGGUUCACCAGUGGUUUGGGAACAUUGUGACUAUGGAUUGGUGGGAUGACCUCUGGCUUAAUGAGGGCUUUGCCAGUUUCUUUGAGUACAUCGGUGUGGAGAAAGCUGAGCCCAACUGGGGCAUGCGAGACAUCAUGAUAAUCAGUGAUGUGCUUCCUGUCAUGGUGGAUGACGCUCUCCUCUCCUCUCACCCAAUAAUUGUGAAUGUGUCGACCCCAGCAGAGAUCACCUCUGUGUUUGAUGCCAUAUCAUACAACAAGGGAGCGUCCAUUCUCAGGAUGCUGGAGGACUGGAUGGGUAAAGACGUGUUCAGAGACGGCUGUAGAAAAUAUUUAAAAGACUACCACUUUAAGAAUGCCAAAACUGACAACUUCUGGGCAUCUCUGGCUAGUGUGAGUGGGUUGCCAGUUGCAGAGGUUAUGGACACAUGGACCAAACAGAUGGGUUAUCCUCUUCUGAACCUGUCUGUCUCAGAGGGGACUGCCAAACUGAGCCAAAAGCGCUUCCUCCUCGAUCCCAAAGCUGAUGCCAGCCAGCCUCCUUCAGCUCUUGGCUACAGCUGGACCAUCCCAGUCAGAUGGCACUCUGUGAAAAGCAACCAGAAUAUAUUGACUAUGUUUGACAAGAGCGACAAAGAGCUUAUUAUCAAAAACUACUCACCUUCUGUGGAUGGCCUGCUGAAGAUCAACCAUGAUCACAUUGGAUUCUAUAGAGUCAACCAUGAUGGCCACCAGUGGGAUGCUAUCAGCCAACAGUUUCAAAACAACCACUCGGAGUUUGAUGCAGCUGAUCGCACAAGCUACAUUGAUGAUGUUUUUGCUCUUGCAAGGGCAGACAUCAUAGAUUAUGGCAAUGCCUUCAACCUUACCAAGUAUCUAACAAAUGAGACUGAGUACAUAGUCUGGGACCGUGUGGCCUCUUCUAUCGCCUAUGUUCGGGACAUGCUGUCAAACAAUGCUGAACUCUACCCAAAGUUUCAGACACUGUUUCGUUACCACGUUAAAGCAAUUUCAACUCAACUUGGGUGGAAAGAUGAAGGAGAACAGACACAGAGGUUACUGAGGGAGACUGUGCUCAGCAUUGCCUGUCAGAUGGGAGAUAAGGAGGCCCUGAAUGAAGCCUCUCGCAUUUUUGACCAGUGGAUCAAUGGAAGAGACGUAGAGGUGAACCUAAGGCUACUGGUUUAUCGAUAUGGCAUGAAGAACUCAGGCACAAAGGCAAAAUGGGACAUAAUGUUCCAGAGGUACAAAGACACUUCUCUGGCUCAAGAAAAGGACAAGUUGCUGUAUGGACUGGCAUCUGUGGAGAAUGUGGAACUUCUGCACAGGCUGCUAGAGGCAACUAAAGAUGAGAAUGUGGUGAGGAGUCAGGAUCUGUUCACUGUGGUGAGAUAUGUGUCCCUCAACCCACUGGGCCAGAGCAUGGCCUGGGACUGGACCACACUCAAUUGGGACUACCUGGUCAACAGAUACACCAUCAAUGAUAGGAACCUUGGCCGCCUACUGAGUCGAAUCACAACCACCUACAACACAGAGCUCCAGCUGUGGAAGAUGGAAAAUUUCUUCAGACUGACUCCAGAUGCUGGUGCUGGGGAGAUGCCAAGGCAGCAGGCGCUGGAGACUGUGAGGAACAACAUUGAAUGGAUCAAGAGGAAUGAGGACGAGAUCAAAGGGUGGCUGCACAGCAAUGUUGCUUAAGACUGCACUGAUGCAGAGCAGGAGCAUUCACAACCCCCUGUAGAUACUCCCAUUCAGUACACAGGGUGAGGUUGAGUUUGUAUUCUUUUUAAGGGCCACAGGAGGGGGCUGCUGAUCUGAAUCAACAUUGGAAAAGAGAACAAUCAGAACAAAUCAAACACAAAACAAAUGGUGACAGUGAUGGCCUUUUCUUUUGCUCUACUAACUAAUUUUCUGUUCAUUUCUGCAGUCAUGCUCAUGACUAGGAUAUUUAUAUAUUAUUCAGCCCCUACUUCUCCAUGUACUUUACACAUUUUAUUAUUGUUUCGUCAAUAUAUUUUUGUAAAAUUUUAACUUAUAAAGGAAAUCUGAAUUAUUUUGUUAUCAACAGGUCACGAAUGCAAAUAUUUGUAUGAUACACUCUUUUGAAUUGAAUUAAAUUGACUUUAAAUCUCCGGUGUUUGAAUCCUCAUGAGCAGCUGUGGACUGUAUCAUGGUGCAGGUAUAUUAUGCACUUUGGAAGUGACAUUUUGUUCAGUGAGGAUUUUCCUUCACCUGGGCAGCCGACAUGAUCAUAAAAUGAGAGCCCUGUAUUUUUUUAAUUUGCACACAAUGUCUCAACAAAAUGCAAAUGUUGGAUGUUGGAAAUGAGAAGUUGAAUGAAUAC